AUGUCCAAAGCCCAAGGCGCCGUCAGCUUCGACGCCAUCAUCCAGGCGGACCGGCAAAAGAGGAAGAAUGAAGCUCUAGCGAGAGAGAUCUUUGGAAGAAACAAACAGAACAAGAAUGACUCAAAAAGCGCCACCAAAAGCUUGUCGCGGACUCCAGAUCUUGCAAGUAGGAUCACCAAGCGAUCAUCCUCAGUCGCCAGCGCGAACUCCCCCAGAAACAAUCCGUUCACGUCGUCGAGGCCUGCCUCCGCAGCUCCUCAGAAGAAAAAUGCGAAGGCCCGCUUCUCUCGCAUCGAGUCCGCCCUAGAUUCGCCGCAAGCCAAUGUCGUCCCCUCGUCCACGUCCCGUCGAACGCAAGGCCAUGGCCUAAGCAUAAAAGGCAAAGCAGGUCCGUUUGUGGUCGAGGCCAGCAAUUUCGCCCCGGGGACCACCGCUGCGGAUAUCGAGUCGGCUUUACAGAGUGAUACUUUUGACGACAACGGAGUCAGUGCGAUGCUAUCCUGUCGAAUAGUGUCCACCAGUCCCGCUGUCGUCGCAGAAAUGAUCUUCACCGAGAAACAUAUUGCGGACAAGAUCAUAUCAACGUAUCACAACCAGCGAGCAGACGGGAAGAUCUUACAACUAUUCCUCAAGCGCUCAGGUGGCGGUCUGAGUCCCUUCCAGAGAUCCCAACAAGAUCCAACCUCACAUCCAGGGAGUGUGGCGUCUGAACCGCCGGUGGCGGCCCCAGUCCAAAAUGAUAAUGCCAUGGAGGAUAUUGAGAUGGAGGCCGAGCCGCACGCAGCGUAUGCGGAACAGGAUCAGCACAGCAGGGACACCCAGAACCCAGAAUCCAAUGGUCUGGAUGAAAGACAUGGCUAUGGCGGUUCUCAAGCAUCAACGUCCCACGAUCACCACGGCAGCAGACGAGACACCGAUCGACGAGAUCGGGAAAGAGGCAACCACCGCGAACGAGAACGCGAACCAGAACGUGAGCGAGACCGGGACCGAGAUAUGGAUCGCCAUGAGCGCCGCGACGAUCGAGGAUCCAGCUCAUACCGCCGUGAUGACAGACCCGAGUCGUACAAUUCAAGGUUCUCCCACUAUGGCAACGGUGUCGGUGGCGGGUUCCGGGGCCGUGGGUCUUUCGGAUCCUUCCCUCGUGGCGGAGGGCGGAUGUACGGCGACGACACGAUGCGCGGUGGACGAAGGGGCGGAGGACCAGGUGCCAGCUUUGGCGGCGGCUAUCGGAGAGGAUACUAG
Messenger RNA from Capronia coronata CBS 617.96, 1242 nucleotides. RefSeq lists its product as uncharacterized. The coding region runs from base 1 to 1242 and encodes 413 amino acids. NCBI's taxonomy places the organism in Eukaryota, Fungi, Ascomycota, Eurotiomycetes, Chaetothyriales, Herpotrichiellaceae. The transcript is spliced from 3 exons. The record is from RefSeq and is a predicted model, not a curated record.